This is a messenger RNA of Marmota flaviventris (yellow-bellied marmot), 2967 nucleotides long. It is a transcript of the gene Pdgfc, whose product is annotated as platelet derived growth factor C. The record is from RefSeq and is a predicted model, not a curated record. Gene Ontology annotation, molecular function: growth factor activity; platelet-derived growth factor receptor binding. Gene Ontology annotation, biological process: positive regulation of phosphatidylinositol 3-kinase/protein kinase B signal transduction; positive regulation of MAP kinase activity; platelet-derived growth factor receptor signaling pathway. Lineage: Eukaryota; Metazoa; Chordata; Mammalia; Rodentia; Sciuridae. Gene Ontology annotation, cellular component: membrane.
GCGACCCUUGAGUUUUCGCCUCUGUCCAGGCCCCCCAACUGACAGGUGCUCCCAGCAACUUGCUGGUGACUUCUUGCCGCUCCCCCGGCUCCCCCGCGUCCCCACCCCCUCUUUCCUCCCUCGCCUUCACCCCCACCCCCACCACUUCGGCACAGCUCAGGAUUUGUUUAAACCUUGGGAAACUGGUUCAGGUCCAGGUUUUGCUUUGAUCCUUUUCAAAAACUGGAGACACAGAAGAGGGCUCUAGGAAAAAGUUUUGGAUGGGAUUAUGUGGAAACUACCCUGCGAUUCUCUGCUGCCAGAGCAGGCUCGGCGCUUCCACCCCAGUGCAGCCUUCCCCAGGCGGUGGUGAAAGACUCCGGAGUCGCCGCUUCCCAAGUGCCCGCCGUGAGUGAGCUCUCGCCCUACUCAGCCAAAUGCUCCUCUUCGGGCUUCUCCUGCUGACAUCUGCCCUGGCCGGCCAGAUUCACGGGACUCAGGCUGAGUCCAACCUGAGUAGUAAAUUCCAGUUCUCCAGCAACAAGGAACAGAACGGGAGGAACUAUACCCAAGCAUCUGGACUGGCAUAGAAAAGAGGAGAAAGAACAUUUAUAAGGAGUACAAAAUCCCCAGCAUGAGAGAAUUAUUACUGUGUCUACAAAUGGGAGUAUUCACAGCCCAAGGUUUCCUCAUACUUACCCAAGAAAUAUGGUCUUGGUAUGGAGAUUAGUAGCAGAGGAAAAUGUGUGGAUACAACUUACAUUUGAUGAAAGAUUUGGGCUGGAAGACCCAGAAGAUGACAUUUGCAAGUAUGAUUUUGUAGAAGUUGAGGAACCCAGUGAUGGAACUGUAUUAGGGCGCUGGUGUGGUUCUGGUCCUGUACCAGGAAAACAGAUUUCCAAAGGAAAUCAAAUCAGAAUAAGAUUUGUAUCUGAUGAGUAUUUUCCUUCUGAACCCGGAUUCUGCAUCCACUACAACAUUGUUAUGCCACAACUCACAGAAGCUGUGAGUCCUUCAGUGUUACCCCCUUCAGCUUUGCCACUGGACCUGCUUAAUAAUGCUGUAACCGCCUUUAGUACUUUGGAGGAUCUUAUUCGCUAUCUUGAACCAGAUAGAUGGCAGCUGGACUUAGAAGAUCUAUACAGGCCAACUUGGCAACUUCUUGGCAAAGCUUUUGUUUUUGGAAGAAAAUCCAGAGUGGUGGAUCUGAACCUUCUAAAAGAGGAGGUAAGAUUAUACAGCUGCACACCUCGUAACUUCUCGGUGUCCAUAAGGGAAGAACUAAAGAGAACCGAUACCAUUUUCUGGCCAGGUUGUCUCCUGGUUAAACGCUGUGGUGGAAACUGUGCCUGUUGUCUCCACAACUGCAACGAAUGUCACUGCGUCCCGAGCAAAGUCACUAAAAAAUAUCAUGAGGUCCUUCAACUGAGACCAAAGAUUGGUGUCAGGGGAUUGCAUAAAUCACUCACUGACGUGGCCCUGGAGCAUCACGAGGAGUGUGACUGUGUGUGCAGAGGGAACACAGGAGGAUAACUACAUCACCACCAGCUGUUCGCAGAGCUGUCAGGUGCAGCCAGCGGCUGAUUCUGUUAGAGAACUAAUGCAUUACCUGCAUCCAUAAUCCCAGUUGUUUGCUUCAAGGAUCUUCCAUCUGCAGGAUUUACAGUGGGUUCUAAAGAGGAGACACCAAAUGGAAUUAUGAGUUGUGCAACAUCGCUUUUGAGAGGAGCCCAAAGGACAGGAGAAAAGGUCUUCAAUCAUGGAAAAAAAAAUUAAAUGUUGUAGAUCGCUAGCUAGUUACCACGUUCCUUUUCCACUUGCUGCAGUCUGUAUUCCCUAUGUCAUGAUAUGGCUUAGGUUAAUGUCAGGACAAGAAAAAGCUGCAAGUGAGCACCUGAUUCUGUUGCUCUGCUUAACUCUAAAGCUCCGUGUUCUGGGCCUAAUAUCACAGAAAAUCUGGAAUGUUUUCCCCUUAUACUUGCAUAUAUAAACCAGAACAUUUCAUGUUCUAAAACUUGGGUUUUAAAGAGGAACUAUGUUGCUAUGAAUUAAACUGGUGUCAUGCUGAUAGGAAAGACUGGAUUUUCCAUGUUUCUUAUUAAAAUCUCUGCCAUUUAGAAGAAGAGAACUACAUUCAUGGUUUGAAAGAGGCAAACCUGAACAGAAGAGUGGCCUUAUCUUCACUUUAAGUUGGUUUAUUUGUUUUAUUGUGUACAUUUUUAUAUUCUCUUUUUUGACAUUAUAACUGUUGCCUUUUCUAAUCUUGUUAAAUAUAUCUAUUUUUACCAAAGGUAUUUAAUAUUCUUUUUUAUGACAACCUAGAUCAACUAUUUUUAGCUUGGUAAAUUUUUUCUAAACAGAAUUGUUAUAGCCAGAUGAAUAAGGAUGAUAUAAAAUAUUGUUGCUCUGACAAAAAAAAAAAAUACAUGUAUUUCCUUCUUGAAUGGUGCUAGAGCUUAGAUUGACCUGCAUUUAAAAAUACAGAAGUAUGAAACCAAUAGGACUGGGAAGUCACAAUGACGUUUUGGAAAUAAAUUACCAUAUCUUCCACCCUGUUUAUUGGAUAUGCAAAUAAAAAAUAACAUAUGAAAAGUAGAUAUUCAGCUCCAAUUCUUACUAAUUUAACCCUGUUUGGGGGGAAAUACGAACCUAGCUCAGAAGAACAGAAAGCACCUUGAUAAAAGAGACUGACAGCUUCUUGAUAAAGUGGGCUGUGGAGUAGGAACACAUCCUAUUUAUUGUGAUGCUAUGUUUUCAAUACCUUUAAACUCUGUUCCAUACACUUGUAUAAAUACCUGGAUAUUUUUAUGUACAGAAGUAUAUCCUUUAACCAAUUCACUUAUUGUACCCUUUUGCAAUUGAAAAGAAAAUCAGUAAAACACUCUGCUUGUAAAAUGCUUAAUAUUAUGCCUAGGAUAUGUGGUGACUAUUUGAAUUAAAAAUGUAUUGAUUCAUCAAAUAAAAGAAUGUGGCUAUUUUGGGGUGAAA